This is a messenger RNA of Scedosporium apiospermum, 1353 nucleotides long. RefSeq lists its product as uncharacterized. Bases 1 to 1353 code for a protein of 450 amino acids. The record is from RefSeq and is a predicted model, not a curated record. The transcript is spliced from 10 exons. Gene Ontology annotation, molecular function: amino acid transmembrane transporter activity. Gene Ontology annotation, cellular component: vacuolar membrane. NCBI's taxonomy places the organism in Eukaryota, Fungi, Ascomycota, Sordariomycetes, Microascales, Microascaceae. Gene Ontology annotation, biological process: amino acid transmembrane transport.
AUGCCAUCCUCCCGAACAUAUUCCAUCCAGCAAGCAUCUGAAAAGAUCGCACCUCCUAUGCAUGAUGACAGCUCCAAAACUGAUAUAACGGAGGGGGUCGGCGAGGUCUUCCAACAGGCCGAGUACCGCGCCUUGGGAUGGAUCCGCACCGCAAUCAUUCUCAUGAAGCUCUGCUUUGCCACCGGUGUAUUAGCUAUUCCGUCGGCAUUUAGCAUUAUCGGAUAUGGACCUGGAGUGAUUCUUCUCGUCUGUUGGGGCGCCCUGACAACUUAUUAUGCCUACAUAAUGUACGCCUUCCGAAUGAGGUAUCCCGGUGUCCACAAUAUCGCCGAUGCUGCUGGUCUCGUGGGUGGCCCGAUUGCCCGUGAGCUUGCCAGCGCGCUCUUUCUCCUCACUUGGAUUCUGGCGUCUGGUUCUGGUUUCAUUGGACUCUCCCAGGGCUUUCAAGUACUAUCCACCCGUCAUGUUUGCACCGUUGUUUGGACCCUAGUUGCUGCCAUCUGUACUAUCUUGGUUGCUAGCAUCCGGACCCUGGGCAAACUCGCCAUCUUAACUUGGAUCGGAUUUGCUUCCAUCUUCACAGCUGUCUUCAUAGUCGUUGUCGGUGUCACCCAGGUAGACCGGCCUGCCGCCGCUCCACAGGAGGGUCCGUUCAACAUGGAGGUCGUGGCUGUUGGUUCGCCGACUUUCAUUCCAGGGUUUGUCGCUGCCAUCAACCUCUUUGCUGGCUACGGCUCUACCCCGACCUUCAUGCCCGUGAUCGCGGAGAUGAAGACUCCCAAGUCCUUCACCAAAGCCCUUUUCACAUCUCAGGCAUUCCUAGCUUCCUGCUAUGUCUCCUUCGCGCUGGUUGUCUAUAUUCCGUCGCUGGGUAGUGCUGGUGGACUCCUCGAGAAGGUUGCUUACGGCAUUUCCAUCCCUGGUUUCAUUAUGACUUCCACCUUGUGGGUUCAUCUUGCGGCCAAAUUUUUGCUGGUCCGCAUUCUCCGCAAUUCCGAACAUCUCCAGGAUCACAGUCUUAGUCACUGGACAGUCUGGCUGGGCUCAACUCUCAGUAUUGGCGCUCUUGCGUUUAUCAUCGCCGCUGCUGUCCCAUUCUUCAGCUACCUCAUCGGUCUUAUCGGCUCGCUUUGUUGCGCUCCGACUUGCUUAAUUAUUCCUGCGUUUAUGGGCCUGUACAUGGACUGGGAGAAGCGUGGAACAAGCAGGGCCAAGGCUGCCAUCUGCUAUUUCCAUAUUUUUACGAUCGUUCUGGGCGCAUUCAUCACCAUUACUGGCACCUACACUACAGUCCAGAGCAUUGUUGAUGCCUAUAAACUUGGCACCGUCGGAAAGCCUUUUACUUGUUCCUGA